Messenger RNA from Rotaria sordida, 1053 nucleotides. The record is from the annotation of a GenBank genome assembly. Lineage: Eukaryota; Metazoa; Rotifera; Eurotatoria; Philodinida; Philodinidae.
AUGGCAACAAAUACAGGUACAACACUUGGCAUGAGUAAAAAUUACAAUGAAAAUUCUUCUAAACAAUUGGCUGUAAUUAAUUCAAUGAAACCUUAUAUUUAUUUGGGUAUCGAUCAUUUAAAUAUUUCACCUACUUCUUCUCGCUUUAUCAUUGCUGAUUUUGGUUCAUCUCAUGGACAUAAUUCAAUACAAGCCAUAAAAAUAAUUAUUCAAUAUCUACAACAAUCAAACAAACUUUCUACAUCACCACUUGUUAUUCAUAAUGAUCUUCCAACAAAUGAUUGGACAACACUCUUUCAACUUCUUGCAGAAGACAAUUCGUAUCACGGUGUGGCUAAUGGUCAUUCAUUUUAUCAGCAAUGUCUUCCAUCAAAUUGUGUAUCAAUUGGCUUUUCAUCUACUUCAAUUCAUUGGCUAUCUAGAAUACCUUGUCAAAUCUCAAAUUAUCAGUUUUAUACUCUUGCUGCAGAGAAUGAAAGGCAAAAAUUCAAACAACAAGCAAAACUCGAUUUCGAUGCUUUUAUUGAACAUCGAGCUCGUGAACUUGUACCAGGUGGAAUAUUCAUUCUUAGUAUUCCUGGUGUUGAUCAUCAAGGAAUAGUGUCUGUUAGCCGGUACUUUGAGUUGCUCUACACAUGUGCACAAUUACUUUUCAAUACAAAAGAAUUGGCGGAUUUUACACUUCCUGUAUACUUUCGUAGCUUAUCUGAAUGUAUUGAUCAUGCACUGUUCGAUCGAUGUUCAUUACAAUUAAUUAAAGCAGAGUUAGGUGAAGUGGAAGCGCCUGCACUGCAACAAUAUCGAAAUAGACAAUUGUCACUUGAUCAACUUAUAAAAACAAGGAUAAAAGCCGUUCAAUCGAGUAUGGAAUUAUCCUUACAACAAGUAUUGGAAAAUAAUGAUCGUUCGAAAGAAGAAAUCGAUCGAUUGUUGAUAGAGUUUUGGACUUUAUAUGAAACGAAACUAAGAGAACAAUCACAUUUAUUCAUCUCUGAUAAGCCAUCGGUAUAUGGCUGUUUAAUUUUGAAAAAAAUCAAAGUAAUUGACAACUAA